Elaeis guineensis (African oil palm) is the source of this 1166-nucleotide messenger RNA. RefSeq lists its product as uncharacterized. Lineage: Eukaryota; Viridiplantae; Streptophyta; Magnoliopsida; Arecales; Arecaceae. The record is from RefSeq and is a predicted model, not a curated record.
AUGGAAGAGGCUCGACGGGCCCGCUAUCCGGUAUAUCGUUGCCUGCGCCUGCAAGCCCUGCACCUCCCCUCGUCGGCCCCGCCGACGGCGGUUGCCUCUUCCGCCCCGCCGACUUCUCCUCGGAAAGCUCCUCCGCCUCCUUCCCAAGUGCGGCCCCGCCUUUCACCUCCCCUGCAUCGUUACCUGGCUCCGCUCCCACCUCAACUUCCCCCCGCUGCCGUGGGCUCCCCCAUCGUCGCCCCGGUUACCACUGCUGCCGCUGCUCUCCCUUCUCCUCCUCUUCCUCCUUCUUUUUCUUCCCUCGCCUCCGCCACCGAUCUGGUGGACGCCAAUUCAAGUUCCUCUCCUCUGGCGGAGGAUACAGAUCGCUGCCUGCUAUCGGAUACCAAUCGAGUGGAACAUGAAGAGGAAACAAAAAGCGGAGUGACAGAAACUGGAAAUAGAACUGCGAUUGACACAAUAGCGGUGUCUUCUUCUACGUCGCCAAGCUCGCAGUUUUGGGUGCCAAGUGAUCUGGGGGAAGAUGGGUUGCAACUGGUUCGCAGUCGGUCUUCAUGGACUCAUCCUCCCUUGCCGCUCCCCUCCUCAAGGCAGAUAAGGAGGAAGGAUCCAGAGAGGAGAGAAAAGACUCUGACUUUGAAGAAGAAAGCACUAGGAACAGGGAAAGCAGGGGAAUGCUUCAAAGGGAGCCUCUCAGCAGAAGGAUCCUCAAGAAAUGUAAAGAUCUCUAUCAAGCAGCGGCAGGGUUUCUUGUUGUCGAGACAUGAACGAGGCCGGAGUGCAGUUCUUCCAUGGUACUGGAUAAGCUACUCUUAUGGUUGCGAGCAGAACUUUUGAGUGUCUUGUAGCAGUUUCCUGAAUGAAUGUGUGGUUUUAUUCAGAUGAACCAGCUCUAUCUCUCUUGGAAUUGGUAAGUUAAUUUUGAAGUCGGCGAAGGCUCUUUAUUUUGCAUUAUAGACACGCUUCAUUGUGCUGAUAUGAUAUGAAUGAAUGAAGGAUCUGUGCCGGCCUUCCUUAUAUGCUUGCCUUCUUGAUCAUAGUUAACUAGUGAUGGGCACAAUUUUGGAGGCUCUGAUGUUCUGUUAGCAGAUAUGCCAUAUGUUAUUUCCAUGCAUAUGACCAAGCAAUAAGAAUGCUGAUCUAGACUAUGAAAGUAAAGCAAUUUA